AUGGACCCUCCAAAACCACCGACACAAACAUUUCGUGCUGGCUGUAAAAAGUGUGGCUUCACUGGUCAUUUGACCUUCCAGUGCAGAAACUACCUUCGAGCGGAUGCCGCCGGAGGUGUCGUUUUGGAUGUUGAAAGCACGAGUUCCGAAUCGGAGGUAGACGAGGUCCUAAAGGCAGCUAUUGAGGCUAAACAGGCCGAACUGGAGGCCGCUGCGGCCAAGGCAGCCAAGAAGGCUUCCAAGAAGAAAAAGAAGAAACACCAUGGCCAGUGA
This is a messenger RNA of Dibothriocephalus latus, 273 nucleotides long. NCBI's taxonomy places the organism in Eukaryota, Metazoa, Platyhelminthes, Cestoda, Diphyllobothriidea, Diphyllobothriidae. The record is from the annotation of a GenBank genome assembly.